Molecule: messenger RNA, 1632 nt
Organism: Fusarium coffeatum
Lineage: Eukaryota; Fungi; Ascomycota; Sordariomycetes; Hypocreales; Nectriaceae
Exons: 2
Coding region: 1-1632 (543 amino acids)
Biological process (GO): carbohydrate transport; transmembrane transport
Cellular component (GO): membrane
Molecular function (GO): carbohydrate:proton symporter activity
Source: RefSeq, a predicted model, not a curated record
AUGGGUAUCCUCACUCUCAAGGAAGAUCGGCCUACGCCGAAAGCCGUCUACAACUGGCGCGUCUAUGCUUGCGCCGCCAUUGCAUCAAUGGCUGCUUGCACCAUUGGUUACGACUCUGCCUUUAUCGGAACGACCCUUGCUUUGCCAUCGUUCGUUCAAGAAUUCAACUUUGAGAGCUACGACCCUGCCGCUUUGGCUCUUACCAAGCAAAACAUUGUGUCGGUUUAUCAGGCUGGUGCCUUCUUUGGCUCUCUAUUCGCCUAUGUCAGCAGUUACUUUCUCGGCCGUAGAUGGUCGCUCAUUCUGUUCUCUGCCGUCUUUAUGGUUGGCGCCGGCAUGAUGCUGGGUGCCAAUGGCGAUCGCGGUCUCGGUCUUAUUAUCGGCGGUCGUGUCCUGGCCGGUAUUGGUGUCGGUGGAUGCUCCAACAUGACACCAAUCUACAUCUCCGAAUUGUCGCCACCUGCUAUUCGCGGUCGUCUCGUCGGUCUUUACGAGCUUGGCUGGCAAGCUGGUGGUCUGGUCGGUUUCUGGAUCAACUACGGAAUUAACCAGCACCUCCCUCUCUCCCCUGGUCAGAAUGAGAAUGUCUGGCUUAUUCCCUUUGCUGUUCAGCUUAUUCCCGCUGGUCUUCUCAUGAUUGGCGCUGUCUUUAUUCCUGAGUCACCUCGAUGGUUGUUCUCCAAGGGCAAGCGGGAGAGGGCUAUCAAGAACCUUUGCUGGAUGCGAAACCUCGACGCAGAUGAUGUUUACAUUGUGGAGGAGAUCAACUUUAUCGAUGCCGAGAUUGAUCGUUACCACAGCGAUGUUGGUGCCGGUUUCUGGAAGCCUUUUGCCGCUCUCAAGAACCGCAAGGUUCAGUGGCGCUUCCUCCUCGGUGGUCUUCUCUUUGUGUUCCAAAACGGCUCCGGUAUCAACGCCAUCAACUACUACAGCCCUACAGUCUUCAAGUCCAUCGGCAUCACCGGCACAAACACCAGCUUCCUCACCACCGGUAUCUUUGGUGUCGUCAAGACUGUAUUGACUUUUGUCUGGCUUAUGGUUCUCAUUGAUCAGAUGGGUCGACGAAACCUUCUCAUGAUUGGUGCUGCUGGAGGUGCUUUCUGCAUGUACUUUAUCGGUGCAUACAUCAAGAUUGCCAACACCGAAUCCAAGCUCGCCAGCGGAGAGGAUGUUUCUCUUUCAUCAGGCGGCAUCGCAGCUGUCUUCUUCUUCUACCUCUACACCGCAUUUUACACACCCUCGUGGAACGGUACACCCUGGGUUCUCAACUCGGAGAUGUUCGACCAAAACACUCGCUCCCUCGGCCAAGCCAACGCCGCAGCCAACAACUGGUUCUGGAACUUUAUCAUCGCCCAAUUCACCGAGCAAAUGUUCCGAGCCUGGGGUUUCGGCGUGUACAUCUUCUUUGCCUCUCUCAUGGUUCUUUCCGUCUUUUUCGUCUUCUUCUGCAUCCCCGAGACCAAGGGUGUGCCUUUGGAAGCUAUGGAUAAGCUGUUUGAGACUAAGCCUAUCUGGAAGGCAAACAGGAUUGUCAUGGAGGACUUAAGAUUGCAGGAGGAGGAGUUUAGACAUAAUGCUGAUGGUGUUGAUUUGAGGGAUGAGAAGGCCAAGGCUGAGCAGAUUGAAGGAUAG